CCAUGAAUAAAAUGCUUGUUUUUUCUCUCCUCUUUUUCUUCUUUCUUCUUCCCGCUUUAGUUUCUUCAGAAUGUACUUGCGAUGAAGAUGCCGAUGACCGGGAUAAAAUCGAAGCGUUGAAGUAUAAAUUGGUAGCCGUCGCUUCCAUUUUAAUUGCCGGUGCUAUAGGCGUAUCGAUUCCAAUUCUCGGAAAGGUAAUUCCGGCUUUUCGCCCUGAAAAUAAUGUGUUUUUUCUAAUCAAGGCUUUUGCGGCCGGAGUGAUUUUGGCUACCGGAUUUGUUCAUAUACUACCGGAUGCAUUCGAAAGCUUGUCUAGUCCUUGUCUUCCGGAAAAACCAUGGGGAGAGUUUCCAUUUGCUGGAUUUAUAGCUAUGAUUUCCGCCAUCGGAACGAUGAUGGUGGAUUUAUUAGCGACGAGUUUUUAUAAGAAUUCGAAUCUUACGAAACAAAAGCCUGUGAAUAGUGAUGAAGAAAAAGAGGUACAUGUGCAUACCCAUUCAACUCAUGGACAUGCUCAUGGCUCUGUUAUGUUGACGUCAUCGGAGGGUAACGAUGAAUUGGAUUUAUCGCGUCGGAGAGUUAUCUCACAGGUAUUGGAAUUGGGAAUUUUGGUGCAUUCAGUAAUAAUUGGUGUGUCUUUGGGUGCCUCAGAAUCUCCCAGGACAAUUAAGCCUCUAGUAGCUGCAUUAACUUUUCAUCAGCUCUUUGAAGGCAUGGGUUUAGGUGGCUGCAUUGCUGAGGCGAAAUUUAAGAUUAAAAGAGCUGCAUUGAUGGCAAUUUUCUUCUCCCUAACAACACCAAUUGGAAUUGCAAUUGGUUUUGGAAUAUCAACAGUGUAUAGUGAAACAAGUCCAACUGCACUCAUGGUAGAAGGCAUUUUCAACUCUGCUGCUGCUGGGAUUUUGAUUUACAUGGCUUUAGUGGAUUUACUUGCAGCAGAUUUUAUGAGCAGUAGAAUGCAAGAUAGUCCUAAACUUUUAAUGGGAGCUAAUAUAUUUCUUCUUUUUGGGGCGGGUUGUAUGUCACUUUUAGCUAAAUGGGCUUAAAAUAAAGUAUAGUAAGUAAUAAUUUCAAUCAUUUUUGUAAUCUUGAUUGAUUAAUUAAUACCCAUAACUAAAUAUGGACAAAAUUAAUCUUAAUCUUAGAAGGUUCUUUAUUUUUAGCUUUUGCUUUAAAGAAAAAAGAAUGUUGGAAUUGGAUGAAAUUUAGCAAGA
Molecule: messenger RNA, 1214 nt
Organism: Solanum pennellii
Lineage: Eukaryota; Viridiplantae; Streptophyta; Magnoliopsida; Solanales; Solanaceae
Product: zinc transporter 8-like
Exons: 3
Coding region: 3-1046 (347 amino acids)
Biological process (GO): zinc ion transmembrane transport
Cellular component (GO): plasma membrane
Molecular function (GO): zinc ion transmembrane transporter activity
Source: RefSeq, a predicted model, not a curated record